UCGAUGGAUUUGAAUCGAUUUUAUCGGUUCGGGUUAGGUUUUCACGCCCUCAGUUUAGCCCCAAGCCCCCAACACGACUAAUGUAGUAAUGUAUCGUGAGAAAGCGUCUUGAUAAGAGCUGAGCUUUUCAGUUCAUUCAUCCCUUUUAAACCCCCAAAUUUCGAAAAACGACGAGAGGGCGACAACGGAGCCGCCAUUUUCCGUUUCAAAGAGAACACGGAGAAUGGGCAGCUCCCGUGAUUCGUCCCCAGAUUGGGUUCGAUCUUUCCAGGCACCUCAGACAAUUACAACAUUAUCUUCGGACUCUGAAUCUCCUCCUGAUGAUAGCCCAGUAAGGGAUGAUGUUAGCUGUCACAUUGAGAAACCUGCACAUAAAACAUCCCAAUUUCUUGAGAAAGAUCAGAAUCAAGGUUUGAUUCUUAUUGAUAGUGGAGGAGAGUCUCCAAUUAGUAAGGCUCCAAAAACAAUGUCCAAAAAAUCCCGAGCAAAAAUGAAGAGUGAGAAAGAACAACCUGUGCAUGAUACAGCUGAAUUUCCAGGAAGAGACCAGAAACAGGAUUUGAUUCUUAUUGACAAUGGAGGAGAGUCUCCUGUUAGUAAAGCUCCAAAAACAAAGUCUCCAAAAGCCCGGGCAAAAUUGGCAAAUCAUGAAGCUACAAAGAAAAAGAAAGUUGACCAUAAGAACAAAAGAGAAGGAAAUGGGUAUGAAGGGGAAGUUGCAGAGAAGGAAAUACUGGAGAAGCAUAUUGAAAAUCAUGUCUCCUCUUCAAGGUUGUCUUUGGUUUUGUCGGAGAAAGUCCAUCGUUCAAAGGUAUGGUCUCAUGCCGAUAUAACUAGAUUCCCUUCUCAUAAUGAGUCUUGUUGAAAGUUCUUGACUGCAAUAUAAAUGU
This is a messenger RNA of Macadamia integrifolia, 890 nucleotides long. RefSeq lists its product as uncharacterized. Gene Ontology annotation, molecular function: double-stranded DNA binding. The coding region runs from base 224 to 865 and encodes 213 amino acids. Lineage: Eukaryota; Viridiplantae; Streptophyta; Magnoliopsida; Proteales; Proteaceae. The record is from RefSeq and is a predicted model, not a curated record. Gene Ontology annotation, biological process: DNA endoreduplication; chromosome organization. The transcript has 4 exons. Gene Ontology annotation, cellular component: nucleus; DNA topoisomerase type II (double strand cut, ATP-hydrolyzing) complex.